Molecule: messenger RNA, 345 nt
Organism: Cyprinodon variegatus (sheepshead minnow)
Lineage: Eukaryota; Metazoa; Chordata; Actinopteri; Cyprinodontiformes; Cyprinodontidae
Gene: cpsf1
Product: cleavage and polyadenylation specific factor 1
Exons: 2
Coding region: 1-345 (114 amino acids)
Cellular component (GO): nucleus; mRNA cleavage and polyadenylation specificity factor complex
Molecular function (GO): protein binding
Source: RefSeq, a predicted model, not a curated record
AUGUUUCAGGGGAUUAAAUUUUUUAUUUUUCUGCAUCUCCAGGAUGGCUUCGUGCAGAACGUCCACAUCCCCAUAGUCCGGGUCGAUCCAGAGAACCGCUGCGCCGUCAUGCUGGUUUACGGCACCAAGCUGGUGGUGCUGCCGUUCAGGAAGGACACGCUAACCGAUGAGCAGGAAGGCGGAGUCGGGGAAGGACCCAAGUCCAGCUUCCUGCCCAGUUACAUCAUCGACGUCCGCGAGUUAGACGAGAAGCUGCUGAACAUCGUCGACAUGAAGUUCCUUCACGGUUACUACGAGCCUACGCUGCUGAUUCUCUAUGAGCCCAACCAGACGUGGCCGGGGUGA